Messenger RNA from Drosophila pseudoobscura, 876 nucleotides. RefSeq lists its product as uncharacterized. Lineage: Eukaryota; Metazoa; Arthropoda; Insecta; Diptera; Drosophilidae. The record is from RefSeq and is a predicted model, not a curated record. The coding region runs from base 326 to 781 and encodes 151 amino acids. The transcript is spliced from 4 exons.
GAUCAUUAGAGAACGUAAAUCUUAUGGCAUUUUUGGCCUUAUCAUACCCAGCGAGGCAUUUGCAUUUCUUCUCCUAUUUUUUUCUUUUUCCGCGAUCCACUUCUCUUACAAGCAGGUCGCCCCCUUCGGUGGCCAGAAAUACCUCUUGGCGGCUCUCGAUGGCGGCUGUCCACUUCAGGCGCCUGACCGGCUGACAUCGCGAACUCCGCGUUGGCUCCUGCGCACGGGGUCACGAUACCGUGCGGUGCGCCCCUCGUCCGCUCCUGAUUCCUGUCGCUUGAGGCUGUGUCCGAUCACCUCCUCGUCAUCUCGGGAGGUCCAAGGGAUGUUCUCUUGGCUGGACUGUGGCUACCACUGGCUGCUGCACAUGCUACGGGCCUUAGCCAUGAUGCCACUGCUGCAGAAGGAACCAGUGAUCGACGGUGGAAUUGUUGGUUCACGCCCAUGGGAAAUAAUGUCAGCAAUGCCCCGUUCAUACACCGCCGAAUCAAACGCUGGGCUUAAACUUCGAGACGCAGGACUUAUGUACCCUACGCUUUGCCACAAACCGAGUCGUAUCCGAUUUACCUCCGCCAGACGGAGACCUAUCCAAUCAUUACCGAGACGUAUUCGAGACAGGCAGAGGUCUAUCCCAGACCAAUGGUAUCCGAGCACGACAGAAGCGCACUCCUGGCAAGAUCUGAACCUAACGAGCCAUCAUCAUCCUUCGUCCUGGCCGUCAACAGCAAGGACUUUGACUAUGGCAACCAAAGGAGGGGCUACGCGGACUACUAGAAUCUAGAUAAAUCUCGUUGUUUAUAGGUUUAAGGAUAUACGCGUCCGUUUUAUACGUUUAUAUUAAGCUAAGUUAUGAUGAAUAAAACUAUUGAAAAGUCA